AGUGUUUCAUUGAAACUCUUAGAGUGAUGACUGCAAUUUUGAGAGUGUUAUUAAUAAUUAUUUUGACUUUGAAUCUUUUCCAAGAAGGUUCAUUGAAUAAUUUUAUGAAUUUUGGAAAAAGUUAUUUUGAAACGAAAAUUUUGGAUGGAAAAGCUGAGAAUGUCGAUCGAAAGUGUGGAUACGAGGGAUGUCCAAUGACUCAUCCUGAUAUGUUGAAUGUUCAUGUUGUUGCACAUACACACGACGAUGUUGGAUGGUUGAAGACUGUCGAUCAAUAUUAUUAUGGAAGUAAAAGCCAAUUCCAAAAAGCUGGCGUUCAAUACAUAAUCGACUCGGUGAUUCAAGCUUUGCUUAAUAAUCCAGAACGACGUUUUAUCUAUGUUGAAUCUGCUUUCUUCUCUAAAUGGUGGCAAGAACAAGACGAUGAAAUGAAAAGCAAUGUAAGGAUGUUAGUUGAUGAAGGAAGACUCGAAUUUGUCGGUGGUGCUUGGUCAAUGAACGAUGAAGCAAUCACACAUUAUCAGAGCUUAAUUGAUCAAUUCACUUGGGGCCUUCGUUUCUUAGAUGAUAACUUUGGUAAAUGUUCACGACCACGAAUUGGAUGGCAAAUUGAUCCUUUCGGUCAUUCACUUCAACAAGCAUCUUUGUUUGCUAAAAUGGGUUAUGAUGGUCUCUUCUUCUCUCGACUUGAUUAUCAAGAUAAAGAAAAACGACAGAAAGAGAAGACAAUGGAAAUGAUUUGGAAAACAAAUCAAGAUUUAGAUGAAGCUGAUUUGUUCACUGGAGUUCUUUAUCAACGUUUUUACAAUGCCCCCGAUUACUUUUGUUUUGAUAUUCUUUGCAAUGAUGAACCGAUAAUUGACGAUAUUCACAGCACUGAAUACAACGUUGAUAAAAGAGUGGAAGAUUUUGUAAGAACGGUUCGUAAUAUGUCGGAAAGUUAUCAAACCAACAAUUUAAUGCUUACAUUUGGAGGCGAUUUUACAUUCAUGGCUGCUCAAAUGUAUUUCAAAAACUUAGAUAAACUUAUAAAAUACACAAAUGAACGUCAAGAUAAUUUUAAAGUCAACACUUUCUACUCAACUCCGUCAUGUUAUUUAAAGUCACUACAUGAAAGUAACACUAAAUGGCCUAUAAAAUCUGAUGACUUUUUUCCUUAUGCUUCUGACCCACACUCUUAUUGGACGGGUUAUUACACGUCACGACCGACAUCAAAGAGAUUUGAACGAAUUGGAAAUCAUUUUCUUCAGAUUUGUAAGCAACUGUCAGCUAUGGCGGAAGUUGCUGAAGAUUUUUAUGACGAAAACUUAAAAAGAUUGAAGAGUGAAAUGGGUGUGAUGCAACAUCAUGAUGCAAUAACUGGAACUGAGAAGCAGCAUGUAACUGAAGAUUAUCACAGAGAACUUUAUGAUUCAAUUAAAGGUUGUGAAGACAACACAAGAUCGUCACUUAAUCAACUUAUGAUUGGACACCAUUCGAAUGGAACAAAUCAAUUGGAAUUUCAAUUCAAUUCAUGUUUGAAUCUUAAUAUCAGCGUUUGUGAAGUUACAGAAAGUUCUUCAGAGUUUAUGGUGACAGUUUACAAUCCCAUAAGUCAUGAAACAUAUCAGAAUGUGAAGAUUCCUGUUCAUGGAGAUUCUUACAUCGUUCGUGAUUAUCUUAACAGAGUUAUAGACUCGCAAAUUAUUCCAAUACCGACACCUGUCAUGAAUCUUCAUUACCGAAUUAGUAAAUCAAGUCACGAGCUGAUUUUCCAAGCAAAGAACAUUCCAGCUAUUGGAUACAAAUCUUAUUAUGUGACUAAGACAACCACAGCACCAUCGGAAGACAAUAAAGAAGUGGAAGAAAAUUUAAAUGAACCUGAAAUUGUCACAAUCGGUGAUGAAGAAUUGAAAAUUAUUUUCGACUCAAAUGGAUUAGUAUCGGAGAUUAUUGUCGAUGGUGUAUCAAGUAAAUUAUCACAAAAUUUCAUUUAUUAUAAAGGUGCUAAUAUGAAUAACGAAAUCUUUGCUAAUCGAUCGUCGGGUGCUUACAUUUUUCGACCAGAAAUUGAUUCAGUUCCAGUUGUUGUCAGUGAAGUGAUUAAAAUUGAGGUUCACAAAGGUGAAAUUGUUGAUGAAGUUCAUCAAAUAUUUAAUGAAUGGAUAAGUCAAGUUGUGAGAAUUUAUAAAACAUCAAAAUAUGUUGAAUUUGAAUGGCUUGUUGGUCCCAUAGCGAUUGAUGAUGGAAUUGGUAAAGAAAUCGUUUCGAUAUUUCAAACAGACAUCAAGAGUAAUGACAUUUUCUACACGGAUUCAAAUGGCCGUAAUAUGUUGAAAAGAAUCAGAAAUAAACGUGAGACUUGGGAUAUUGAAAUGAAUGAGAAAAUAUCGGGAAAUUAUUAUCCGAUCACUACAAAGAUUGCAAUUGAAGAUGAAAAUCAUCGACUUGCUAUCCUUACCGAUAGACCACAAGGAGGUUCGAGUUUGACUGAUGGUAGUAUUGAGUUAAUGGUUCAUCGUCGAUUGCUUCGUGAUGACACAUUUGGAGUUGGUGAACCAUUGAAUGAAACUGCUUAUGGUGAAGGUCUCAUAGUUCGUGGAAAGCAUUGGAUAUUCUUUGGAACUUCUAAAAUUAAGAAAUUUGAACGAAUACAUCAGAAUGAACUUCAUUUACCAAAUUGGCUAUUUUUUGACAAUCUUAACGACAUAACGUCAUUCGAGUGGGCGUUAACUUACAAUCUUAUGCAUUCUGGGUUAAAAACUUCCCUUCCAACAAACGUUCAUCUCUUGACUUAUGAACCAUGGAAAGAAAAUUCAAUUUUAAUUCGAUUUGAACACAUUUUUGAGAGUAAUGAAGACGGAGAACUUUCAAAACCUGCAAUUUUUAAUAUCUCAGAAGUUUUUCACGGUGCGGUUGAUUUCACCGAAAUGACAUUGGCAGCAAAUCAGUUAAGGGAAGAAUUGAAUCGUUUAAAUUUCAAUGAAGAGGAAGUUUUGUUACAACAAAAUGACAAGAAAACUAACCUACAGUUGAUAGCGAAAAUUUUAGAUCCAAUGAUUGUCUUAGAGCCAAUGGAAAUCAGAACCUUUAUUGUGACUUUUAAUUCUGGAAAUUCCUUAUUGGUUUCUUUUAAUUUCAUUCUAUCAACUUUAAUUAUAUUUUUAUUUAAAUAUUUUUUAUGAUUUAAAUUAAUAAAAUGAAGCUAAUGCUUAACUACUUAAAUUAAACA
Molecule: messenger RNA, 3211 nt
Organism: Clunio marinus
Lineage: Eukaryota; Metazoa; Arthropoda; Insecta; Diptera; Chironomidae
Source: the annotation of a GenBank genome assembly